AUGACUGCAGAGGCAGACCCACAACUGGGCAGCUUGACCAUCUUCAGCAAGGAGGAUUUCGAAGAGGACUGGGUUAAGGUGGCCAGUGGAGGCUUUGGGUGCGUGUACCAAGUCAAGCACAGGAGGUGGAGGACGGUCUAUGCGGUGAAAUGCUCCCCGUACCUGCUGCAGGACUCCAGCGCAGACAGAAACAAUGUGAACUGCCUAAUGGAAGAGGCCACCAAGAUGGAGAAAAUCAAAUUCCAGCACAUUGUCACUAUCUAUGGGGUCUGCAACAGCCCUCUGGGCAUAGUGAUGGAAUAUAUGGCCAGAGGGUCCUUGGAAAAAAUUCUCCCCACUCACAAAAUGUCCUGGCAGCUCAAAUUCCGGGUUAUCCACGAGAUGGGCUUGGCUAUGAAUUUCCUGCACAGCAUGACACCUCCUUUGCUUCACCUAGAUCUAAAGCCAGGGAACAUUCUCCUAGAUGGCAAUAUGCAUGUCAAGAUCUCAGACUUCGGGCUCUCCAAAUGGAUGGAGCAGUCGAGCCGAAUGCAAUACAUUGAAAGCUCUGCUCUGAGAGGCACUUUGAGCUACAUCCCCCCCGAAAUGUUCCUCCAGAACACCAAGCCCCCAGGAAUCAAAUACGAUGUGUACAGCUUCGGAAUCGUCAUUUGGGAGGUGCUUAUGCAGAAGAAACCUUAUGCAGGAGCCAACAUGAUGGCCAUUAUAGUCAAGGUUGCAGCAGGAAAGAGGCCGUGCCUGGAGCCCACCCGCGAUGACUGGCCGGGGGAGUGCCAGCAGAUGGUAGACUUGAUGAAGAGGUGCUGGGACCAGGACCCGAAGCAGCGCCCGAGCUUUACAGAUAUCCCUGUGGAAACAGACAUGCUGCUGUCCCUGAUACAAAGCCUCGUCGUAGAUCCGGAGAACGAGCGCCUCGUCAGGAAGAUGUCCCACAAGCCUGCCAUCUCGGGCAGCCAGCAGAGUGACAAAGAAGAGUUUAUCUUCUCCCAAGCCCCCAGAAGUGCCGAAACGGGUAAAGAGGAGGUCCAUGUGCCACCUUCUCAGGGUGAGACUGAAAGUCCCAAGGACGUCCUGUCCGAGGAGAUCUGCAGAGUCCACGACAACGGCCUGACGCUGCUUCACGUCAUGGUGAUCCAGGGAGACGUGGACAAGGUGAAGUUUCUCCUGAGCUGUAGAGCCGAUGUGAACAGCCAGGCGGUCUGCGGCUACACCCCGCUCAUCAUGGCUGUUCAGAGGAGGUCCCCGGAGAUCUGCUCGGUGCUGAUAGAGCACGACGCGGACAUCAACAUGCCCGACGAGGAUGGUUGGACGCCUCUUCACUUCGCAGCUCAGAAUGGGGACGACAGAAUUGUCCGCCUCCUGCUGGACCACCAGGCGCAGGUAAAUGCUCAGGAGCACGACGGGUGGACCCCCCUGCACUUGGCAUCACAGAACAACUUUGAGAACGUGGCCCGCGUGCUGCUGUCGCGCCAGGCUGACUCCAACACCCAGGAGGUAGACGGGAAAACAGCCCUCCACGUGGCAGCCUGCUUUGGGCACGUCAGCUUGGUCAAACUCCUCGCCAGCCAAGGGGCAGACCUGGAGAAGAAGCAGAAGAACCACAGGACGCCGCUUCAUGUCGCGGUGGAGCGGGGGAAGUUCAGGGUCGUCCACUACUUGCUGAAGAACGGGGCCUCCGUCAACAGCCUGGAUCAAAACCACUACAGCGCCCUGCACCUGGCCGUGGCCAGGGGGAAGUACCUGAUCUGCGAGAAGCUCAUCAAAUAUGGAGCCAACGUGGAGCUGAGGACAGACAAAGGCUGGACCCCGCUGCACCUGGCUUCUUUCAAAGGGCACAUUGAAAUCAUCCACCUGCUGAAGGACAGCCACGCCAAGCUGAAUGCCAGAGGAAGCAUGGACUGGACGCCGCUUCACCUGGCCACUCGCUACAGCGAAGAGCCGGUGGUCUGCGAGCUGCUGAGAUGUGGGGCAGACCCCAACAUCGCCGAGAAGUCAGAGUGGGCCCCCCUGCACUUUGCAGUCCAGCGGGGCUCCUUUCUGACCGUCAUCAACCUGCUGGAGUGCAGGGCAGAUGUCAAUGCCAAGAACAAAGUGGGCUGGACACCCUUGCACCUUGCUGUCCUCAAGGGCAAUAUGGCCAUUAUCAAGACCUUGAUUAAGGCCGGUGCUCUGCUGGAUGUGGAAGAUAUUACUGGCUGUACAGCCCUCCAGCUGGCAAUUAGACAUCAGAAGGAAAAUAUCAUUACGCUGCUCCAAGGCAAGGACUCAAUGAUGAAUAAAUCAGGGAAUAGGACUCUGGUGAAUGAUGCUAAGAUUUCAAGACCCAGAUUUGUUCCAAGAAGGACAGAUUUGUAGACUCAUCAAGUCUGGCAUUUACGACUUGAGUUUUCCAACAUCAGGUGCUAUGUCUUAAACCACCAUCUCCUGGCACCUGCUGAUUGCAGGAGAUUUUUUUUUUCUUUAAUGGAAGUUCCGAAGUAUAAACACUAAAAAAGUAAAAGUACACAGAGCUAUAGAAGGAAGAUGACAAGUUACUUUUGAGAGUCUGACCAAGUUUGUAGAAGUUAAUAGUUGAGUCUGAUCCAGUUUAUAGUUGACUUUGUGAUGUUGGCGUUAGGCAAUGCUUUCCUGUUGUGAUACUCAUUGUAUCACAAUGGAGAUGGAAAUGGAUAUAUGAACUCCCUUUUUAUAAGGACAAUGCUGGAACUGCACAGCAGUGCACAUAUAUACAUGUCUUCCACAGAUUUUAUUUCUUUUAUUCCAUGUUUUCCUACAGAGCAGAUUGGUGUAAAAUGGCUUGGCACAGGUGGGAAUUGAAUCUUGAGAUUCUCACCUGCUGCUGGAAAUAGACACUAAGCAUAUGGUACAGCAAUGUGUCAGAUUUUCUGACAUCUCAUUUUUGUAACAAGAAUCUUUAUUAAAAAUAAAACUAGGAAGAAAAAUCACUAGUAAGAACGAUUUAAAUGGGUGCAACACAGAGAAAAAAAAAAGAAAAGAAAAGAAAACAAAACAAAAAACUUCCUGAAUAAUUCCACCCCAUCCUUUCAGAGAAAAUUUUAAAAAGGAGCCAAGAGCUUUUUUUUCAUGAACGUUCGAAUUAUUUAUUGACCACCUCCAUGGUUCAGGCUUUCAGCACUGAAGCUGUCAUUGGAAAGAUGGCUUGAAGGACUUGAAGGAUAAGCCAAGAAAGGGUGCAGUUCUGGAUCCUGUUCUCUGCUGUGAAGGCUGCCAAUAACCUCCAGUCCUAGUGACAAAAUGCUGUUUUAAGAUUUUCACAGGUUAAAAGAGUUCCUUCUUAGAAAAGCAGUAUUUAAUCUGGGUAACCAAAUCUCAUGGCCUGCUUUUUUAAAGACACUGAGUAGCUGGGAGCUUACUUUGCAUUUCUGUGGGAGCAGUCAGGUGGGGCUUGCUUGCACCCCUUAGCUGCAGGUUAUUAGCACACAAGGCUUGAUUAUCCUUCUGGAAAACAUGCAGUCUUCACGGAUUUGAUCAUUUUGGUCUCAGACCCUGCAGUGCUUGCACAGCAGUGCUCAGCAAGUAACAGCCCCCAGCAGCCCUCCUCCAGGUCCCAGCCAUCAUGCCAACAGGUCAUUUUGCCCCAGCAGUGAGCUCUAGAACAAUAACUCUGGUAGCUGUGCUCAGCCUGCAAAGCAGCAGAGCUGUGCUGGAGGCUGUGUCUCCUCCAGCUGGAUGGCUCUUACUGUUUUCAUUUGCUCUGCUGGUGUUCCAGUGCCAUCUUUGGUGCUUUACCCACUCAGAAAGGCUGGGUCUUUAGGGUCUCAAGGGUCUUUACCUUGUGUGAGCAGGGUGAAUGGUAGAAGACAUGGAACUCCUCGAAACAAGCAGAGCUGCCCUAACACCGGGGGGUUGUGCCCAGUAGCUCCCUGCAGGCUCCCUGCAGCUCCCCUGCAGUGUCUGGGGGCUGCUGGUUGUAUGGGGAAAGCUGGCAGCUGGCUGGGCAGGACAGAGCAAGGGGGUUGGAACAGAAACAUCAGGCUUCAAGUGCUCUGUGGAAAUGAUGAUAUAUUGUCAAGAGUGAGUCAUAACUGUAUCUCAGUGCUCGGCACAGCGUGCUUUUCCUUAGAUUAGCUUUAACCCACUGAAGCUCUCUGGACUGCGCUAAAUAAAAGAUCAGGUGGGAUGGCUGUAAUGACCACGUCUGCUAUUAAAAAACUCUUAGUCACUCCUUGCGCAUUUAUUUUCUUUUGAUAUGUGACCAGCUGGAGAUGUAACGAGGGCUUUGCCUUAAACCAGGCGGAGGGAGGGGGCAGCAGCGUCCUCGACUGGGCUCUGGGCUCUGGAACCUGCCUCGCCUGGUGGGAACAGGGCUGGUGUCUGCAACAAAGCCCUGCUGUUUUCUGCCUUCGGAUCCUGAAGGAAACCUUCCCCAUUUUUCAUAUGCCAAAAAGGUUUUCUUCUUCUGGCUGUCUUCAGAAGACUAACUUUAUUACAACAUGAUGGGAUGUAAUUGACUUUGUUUUCAAUUGAACCAUUUUCUGUGGGGAAAUGGAUGAUG
Anas platyrhynchos (mallard) is the source of this 4516-nucleotide messenger RNA. RefSeq names its product ankyrin repeat and kinase domain containing 1 (gene ANKK1). NCBI's taxonomy places the organism in Eukaryota, Metazoa, Chordata, Aves, Anseriformes, Anatidae. Gene Ontology annotation, biological process: protein phosphorylation. The record is from RefSeq and is a predicted model, not a curated record. Gene Ontology annotation, molecular function: ATP binding; protein kinase activity; protein binding.